Molecule: messenger RNA, 3392 nt
Organism: Ogataea polymorpha
Lineage: Eukaryota; Fungi; Ascomycota; Pichiomycetes; Pichiales; Pichiaceae
Exons: 1
Coding region: 1-2370 (789 amino acids)
Cellular component (GO): mitochondrial inner membrane
Source: RefSeq, a predicted model, not a curated record
AUGGUCCGAUGGCCGAAAAUUCAGGCAAUUCAACAGACAAGACUGAUCUCAGAAGAGUCGAUUUUGCGUCAGAGCGAUUUGGGAGAGGAUGACGAUGCAACGAACACGGGUGUGAUCCUCAAAGAGAAUAAGGAGACUCUUCUUUAUUUUGACAGACUCACUCCUUUCAAGGCCGGAAGAUAUGACUUCAGUAGGUUAUUGGGCUCAUUCGUUAUGGAUUAUUCGGACAAUGGUCUCAGAAAAAGAGUUCUCGAUCUAGCUCAAGAUAGCAACUCUCCAAACGCUUUACAAAUUAAGGGCUUCAAAUACAUCCCGAGGGAUGGCGGAGCCUUUGUCAAGCUUGCAGUUCCACCCGAUAUGGAUGUCAAGGUGUUCAAUAAGCAGAUAAUGGACAACGUCAGCAGAAACUUCAACGACUCAAUAUGGCAUUAUUUGACUCACGUUCGAUGCUUCCCUGUGAAAGGUACUCCAUGGAUUGAAGACCUUCGCAGGUAUCCUAGUCCCAGAAUCAAGAUAUGGUUUGAAGGGCCGCGCCUUACUCAAGAGAACUUAUAUCUAUUGUUAAGACGGUACGGAGAGAUAAAUGAUAUUAUUCCACCUCCUCCAGAUUCAAAAGACCCAUUCACAAUUGUCAUUUAUAGAUCCAUAAGAGCAGCCAUUUGUGCACGGCACUGUGUGACAGGGAUCAGGGUUGGUGACACCGUGGUCCAUAUCCAGUAUGCGCCAAUUGUAAAGGUCAACUUGAUAGGAAACUUUAUCAACAACCACUCGCGUGUUGCUAUUCCCCUGAUAUUUGCCAUCUUGGCGACACUAGCGGUCCUGGUGUUUGACCCCAUUAGGUACUUCGCUGUCAAAGAGAAGAUUACGUCCAAAUAUUCUUUGGAAAAGAACCCAUACUUCCAACAGAUCUCGAAGUUGGCAUAUAGAACUCGUGACACAAUGUCCAGCGUUCUUUCGUUGCCUGAACAAACGCACAGAGAAAUUAUCAAUGGAAUGGAUGGAAUGUGGAAAGAAAUGGAAAUUGUUGCCAAAGAGCUGAAGCUCUGGAUUGAGGAAAAUGUUAACUCUUUUAUCGUUAUUCAGGGACCUCGAGGAUCUGGUAAAAGAAAUUUGGUCGAGGAGCAUGUCCUGAAAGACAGACCCAACUGUCUCUACAUUGAUUGCGAGAAUAUCAUAAAGGGCAGGAAGGAUCAGGAAUUGAUCAAAAACUUUGCCAAUGAAUUCGGCUACUUUCCCGUCUUCUCGUGGUUGAACUCGGUCUCUUCGUUUGUGGAUUUGAUAGUCCAGGGUCUAACAGGUCAAAAAUCAGGAAUUAGUGAGUCCAAAGAGACGCAGGUUAAAAAUAUGCUGUCUUUGACGAGUGCAGUUAUUAGGGACAUCUCUCUUACCAAUUACCGUUCUGCAAGGCGAAACGACGAUUCUCAUAUGAAGGAAGAAGACUUUUUACAGCAAAAUCCACAGGACAAGCCUGUUGUGGUUAUUGACCGAUUCCAGGCAGCUCGCAAAGCCAACAACGCAAAUGCAUUUGUUUAUCGAGAGCUUGCAGAAUGGGCAGCAAGUUUGGUGACCAUGAACAUAGCCCAUGUCGUUUUCGUGACAGAUGACGUUGGAAGUUUGGAGACUCUAUCCAAGGCCCUUCCAAACACGCCUUUCAAGCGCUGUCUUUUGACGGAUGCAUCGAGCUCAACGGUCAAGAAUUUCAUUGAGCAGCAGCUUUCGCACGAUGACAGAUUAUCACGCUAUCUCGAAAAGGAUAGAGAUACUUUGAUGAAGUGUGUCGAACCUUUUGGUGGCCGCGUGCUAGAUCUCCAAGUAUUUGUGAGGCGUAUGCGCUCGGGAGAAACUCCAGAGGAGGCCUUACAAGGCAUCGUCGCCCAAUCUAUCGAACAGCUCAGUCAGCUUUUUACUAGAAAUGGCGCUUCUGGUUAUAGUGCAUCUCAGGCAUGGUGUAUCAUAAAAUUACUGGCAGAAAAAGAGGUUGCAACAUACAACGAUGUUUCUCAGCUCCCAUUACUGAAGAGUGACACCCAUAAUAUACUGCAGGCCAUGGAGAACGCCGAACUAAUCACUAUCAUACGUGAGAAAGGAUUAGUGAAACAGGUGAAACCGUCAAAACCGUUGUAUCACUUAGCCUUCGAGACAAUGGUGAAUGAGUCAAGAAUAUACCAUUCGUUGGAGACGGACUAUCUGACAAAUCUUAUCAAAUUCCAUCGAUCUAAAAUUAGCCAGUUUGAGGAGGAGCUCCAAAAGUAUAGUGGCAUCGACGAUCACAAACUGUUCAGGGAGAGACUGACAUACCUUUCCAAUAAGAUUGAGGCCAGCACUAAAAGUAUCAUUGAAUGCGAAAAAAAGCUUUCAAGCCUACAAUGAACUUGUGAAUUCUCUAUUGAUUCUCUAGUCGAUCAGACUCAAUCCUCUUUAAUGCCUCGCUUGCAGACAGUCUACAAGAGCUCUCGUAGACCAUCAUAUCAUCGAAAACUUGCACACAUUGGGGAAGAUCCUUCAACUUGAACAAUAAAUCAUCUGUGGAUUUGCGGGUUUUGCGAAAGAAAGCAGUGUUCAUGGCGCCAUACGAUCGGGAAGAUUUGACUUCCUGCCAGUCAUCAGGUGGCGUGCCAAAAGUGUUAAAUAUGGAAGCAAGUAAAGCUAGGUCGCUGUGUGCAGAGUCUUUGGAGUACGGCGUGGUAAAAUCUUUGCUUGAUAUCAGCAUCAAGAUCACACCAACGGACCAUAUAUCAACUUUGUUAGUAUAGUCUUUGACCGAAAGUAACAACUCCGGCGCCUUGUAAUAGCCAGUUGCUAUAUCUGUAAUUUUACAAUCUGGUUUUUCUAAACCAUUGUUGUCUGGCUCCAUAUAGCUGAUACCAAAGUCAAUAAUCACAGGUUCCAGAUCGUGAGGCGACUCAAACAUUAUAUUAUUCGGAUUAAUAUCUCUAUGAAUGACGCCCUGACUGUGGAUAAAUUCAAGCCCUCGAAGCAAUCCUUUGAAAAUUUGGAUGAUCUGGGACGUACUCAAGUUGUUUAUCCUAUUUUUUGUGAUUGUACCAUCCUGCAAGUUAAAGAUAGACCGCAAGUUGGUAUUAUUUGCUAUCACGCCGUUCAGAUCGCUUUUGUAAAAAGGGAACAGUAACCCAAUUUCUAUGGGACUUUGGUAAAAUGCAAUCAGGCGCACAACAUUUCUACCUGAGCUGGUACCAUUCUCCUUAUCACCUUUAUCUUGGGCAUCCGCCAGCUUUCGUAACACUUUCAACUCGUUUUUCACAUUGUGUGGAGGCAGUUCAUCUUCUGGUUCAGUGAUUUUUAGAGCAUACUCAGGAGAGGAGAACUCCAUAUCACCCCGUCUCCUGCACAGGUAGACGUCACUAAAGCGGCCUCCGCCGAUUCUUUUCCCC